This is a messenger RNA of Limanda limanda (common dab), 525 nucleotides long. Its product is annotated as serine protease 1-like. Lineage: Eukaryota; Metazoa; Chordata; Actinopteri; Pleuronectiformes; Pleuronectidae. The record is from RefSeq and is a predicted model, not a curated record. Gene Ontology annotation, biological process: proteolysis. Gene Ontology annotation, molecular function: serine-type endopeptidase activity. The coding region runs from base 1 to 525 and encodes 174 amino acids. The transcript is spliced from 4 exons.
AUGGCUUGUCUCACAACUCUUCUCUUUGCCAUGUGGCUUGGUGUGACAGUGAGCACAGUGGUUGAUCUGGAGAAGAGAAUCUUCGGAGGUGAAGAGUGUGGAGCAAAGGAGCGUCUGUACCAUGUCAAGGUGAUAUCAACUGAUAUGGACCGACAACGGUUCCGUUGUGGCGGCUCUCUGAUCAGUCGCCAGUGGAUUCUGACUGCAGGUCACUGCUUUAAGCCAGGACGGACUUUCACCGCAUAUAUAGGCGUGCAUCCUGGUCCUCCUCAAGUAGUGAGAAUCACAGAGAAACCUAAAAUCUUCAACGACGGCAAGAUACACGACCUCAUGUUACUGAAGCUGCCUGGAGCAGUUUGUCUCUCACAGGGUGACUCUGGUGGAGGAGUGGUGUACAGGGACAGGAUUUAUGGUGUCCAUGUAAGGGGUCAUCCUACACAUGCCUUUGCUGCACCAGCUACAUCUAUGGACCUCUGUUAUCAGCCAUACUUGAAGUGGAUCAAGAAUACUAUCAAGCAACCAUGA